This is a messenger RNA of Salvia hispanica, 923 nucleotides long. NCBI's taxonomy places the organism in Eukaryota, Viridiplantae, Streptophyta, Magnoliopsida, Lamiales, Lamiaceae. The record is from RefSeq and is a predicted model, not a curated record.
AACUAGAGCGGGGAACAAGUGGUUUUAGUGACAGCAACCUUCUUGGAAGAGGAAGUUUUGGUUCAGUAUUUGAAGCAACACUUUCUGAUGGGUUGAAAGUUGCAGUAAAAGUUUUCAACUUGCAAUUACAAGGAGCUGAAAGGAGCUUUGAUACUGAAACUGAAAUACUUGGGAGCAUUCGGCACAGAAACAUUGUUCGAGUUAUUGGAUGUUGCAGCAGCCCAGAGUUUAAAGCUCUGGUUCUCACAUAUAUGCCGAAUGGGAGCUUGGAUAAAUGGUUAUAUUCCAACAUUCAUUCUCUAGAUCUUAUCCAGAGACUGAAGAUAGCAAUAGACGUUGCGGCCGCCUUGGAAUAUCUUCACCAUGGCCAUACAUUCCCAGUUGUCCAUCGUGAUGUAAAGCCAAACAAUGUUUUGCUCGAUCAAGACAUGGUCGCUCAUCUGGGUGAUUUUGGCAUUGGGAAGCUUUUUGACAACGGAGAAGUUGUCGUCCAAACACAAACAUUAGCGACUAUCGGCUAUGCAGCACCAGAGUUGGGAAUAGAAGGGAAAGUGUCCACACAUGGAGAUGUGUACAGUUUCGGGAUAAUGUUGCUCGAGAUGUUUACAGGGAAGAAGCCAACAGAUGAUAUGUUUGAUGGGGAAAUGAGGUUGAAAGAGUGGGUAAGUGAAUCAUUACAAGAAAAAUCAGCUCCUAUUGCAUCCGCUUUGCUAUCUAGCGAAGAUCGGGAUUUCUGUGCAAAGGAGCAAUGCGUGUUUUCAAUUUUUGAGUUGGCAAUGAAAUGUUCAGCCACUACACCUCAUGAGAGAAUCAACAUGAUUGAAGCAGCGAACACUCUCCAGAGGAUCUAUGCGACAAUGGUAACAGAAAGACGUCGUCCACGAUAUGCAUUUUCUGUUGGUAUUCCCAAUAAUGGGUUAUAG